Gambusia affinis (western mosquitofish) is the source of this 3181-nucleotide messenger RNA. RefSeq lists its product as uncharacterized. NCBI's taxonomy places the organism in Eukaryota, Metazoa, Chordata, Actinopteri, Cyprinodontiformes, Poeciliidae. The coding region runs from base 1732 to 2250 and encodes 172 amino acids. The transcript is spliced from 4 exons. The record is from RefSeq and is a predicted model, not a curated record.
UGACCCUCUGCUGGGCUCCUGGGGGCCGAUCCGUCAUGCAGACAGAGAGCCAUGGAUGGACGAAGUUCCUCUGUGCUGCAGCUGCUGGUUUGGUGACUUUGUGUUUGUUUCAAAUCUUUGUGGUCUGAUAACUGACCAGUAGACCUCAGUGAGUUCUAGCAGGGAGUUCAACCUCCACUUGGUGUUCCUCAGGGCUCAGUGCUGGAGACGCUUCGGUUUAUUAUACAUAUAAAUAUGUUUCAUUUAAAUGAGCCUCAUGCAAAAUAUCAUUUUUGUGCUGAUGUAACUGUUUGGUUCUGGUCUCUCAUCUAACAGUGUUUUCAUUCAAAUUCAGUCAACUUUUAAUGUUUUACAGACAAAUCCCCCCUUCAGCUUAAUGCAGUUAAAUUAAACAUCUGAAAAUUGAAACACUGUGAUAGUAUAAAUAUUUAUGAUUUUUAACUUUCUUUGUCACCUGGUGAAGAAGCUGAGAAAAAAACUGGGAUUAUUCAUUUCAGGAUCAGAUCCUGUCUGUCUUUUAUUCUAUGUUUAUAUAUCUAUAUUUUAUGUCUGUACUAUAGAGACUUUUCAAACAUGCACGCUUCUCUUAAAUGAUUUUAUUCGCUGGGUCUAGUUUAUCAUGGAUCUUUCCAAUUUAUAAACAGUUUACAGCGAUGUGUGAAAGGUGCAUUUUACAGCCGGGCUGGAUGGAGGCUUGGCCACUUUUAUUCCAUCAUUAGUAUAUUUUUCUGUAUGAGGUCACAACAGGACUUCUUCCUUCACGUUUGUUGGCCUACAGGAAGAAUAUUCUCUUCGAUGUGAAUUUAUUCUUAUUUUCGGUGCAUUAAGUCUGAACUGAACGUAAAAAUCUUUUCUGUUUGUCCCCAUCGUCUUGACACAGUAAUGAACUUAAAGCUGAUGUAUGUCUCCAAAUGUUUUUAGAUUCUUACUGAUGUUGAGAAAGAAUCAUAUCUGUCAAUAACUGAGGAACCUUUUAAUUCAUUUAUGGUUCACAGUGUGAACUUUUUCUGUGUUGCUGUGAAUGUUGCGUAAUGUUCUGUCCUGCUGGCAGCCUUGGCCAGGUUUCUCUUCUGAAAGAGGGUUUUUAAUCUCAAUGGGAUUUUCCUGGUGAAAUAAAGGUUAAUAAUAAUGAUAAUAAUAAUAAUGAUAGUUUCUGUCUCUGAUCCUGGUGUUGUGACUGUAGAAACGGAUCCAUCUCAUUCUGGAUCCAUCCCAUCCGGAUGAUAUUAUGAAAAGUUCUGGUUCUGUAGACACUCCCCAACACACGGACUGUUGCCCCUGGCAACGCCUUAACGCACACAGCCCAUCCAGCUAAACAAGCAUGGCAGUAGUUAGUAGUUAGCCUCUACUACACUAGUGAAGGAUAAAUGCUAACUAAAAGUGUUCAGGCAUAUCAUUAUGACCACCUGCCUCAUCGUGCAGCCUGAUCAUGACCCAGUUUCUGGCUCUUUCUCUGGACCGCUGCAGAUGAGACCAAAGUCUGUUUUUUUCUUCUUUCAAACAUUAAUAUUCCCAACUUUAAGGCACGGAUUCUAAGGAGCUGAUGUGUAGAACAACCGACAAAUUGCUGCAUUAAUCAUCUGUGAAGUUAAAAACACUACAAUGAAAAUGAGUCAGCAUUUCAGAAAGUCGCCUGAUGUGAGCUCCUUCCUUUAGAGGGACUGCGACAGACCAGUGUUCAGCAGCUGGUCUGUCGCAGUGCGCUUCAGUCACUCGGUGCCUUCCCCCAUCAUGUCUCCUAUCUGCUCAGGGAUUUUCGCCAUUCUUCUCGUUGCUUUGACUGCAGCAGAGGAAGUUCAACACCUGACAAAGAAGAUUGGUGAGAAUGUCACCUUUGACCUUGGGGCCCAAGAUCUGAAACACGACGACCAGGUCGUCUGGUCGCAUGGUGCCGGCAGCUCUGUGAUCUACGACGUUUCCAUCGGAGAGGAUCAGGAGGUCGACCAGCUGAGGAGAUUUCACCUCAGUCUGAGAACCGGGUCACUCACCAUUCAUGCUCUCUCUGCUGGAGACUCUGAUGUUUACCUUGGACAGAUCAUCAACGGCAGAGGAAGCAGAAAACUCUUCAACCUGACUGUAGAGGAUCCCAUCCCAGUGACCUCUGACCCCCCUCACAGCAGGGAACCCUGGGUAAUUGCUGUCAUUGUGAUUGGCUGCAUCUUCUGUGUGGGACUCAUUAGUUUUGCACUGAAGACACUAAAACCGAAGACCAGAAAGACCAGCAAUGAUCCGACCAGCAGCAGUUUGUGACCAAAGCCAACAGGAAGCUGAUCCACAGAUCGGACCGGCGCUCCGGGUCGGGACCGGCUGACGGGUCCGGACCGGCGCCGUCAGAAGACAGGUGAAGAACUUCCACCAGAAGAAGAUUUUCCAACUCGGUCUGCUCUGGUCCUUCUGUCCACAAACGUUGAUCGAUUUUACAUCAGGAUUUAUGAACUGAUAUUGGUAGAAGAAUUAGUUAGUAAAGUUUUGUUUCUAAAGCAGAUUUUCACAAACAGGAGUCCAAAAAUUCUUUAAAGAAAACAUAAAUAAUCCCUAUUAAUAAUUUUAUUUUCAUAAACUUGUACCAGAAAAGAAGUGUAUUUUUAAUCCACUUAGCUGCCUUCAACACAUUCCAUCAUUUCAUUUUUAUUGUUACUCCUCGGAAAAAUUGAACUUUUAGAUGUUGCAUCUUCAGUUUCUUCUUAAUCUUAAACUAAGAUUUGAUGGCAGAUCCUCUGGGUUUUUGAGUUCCAGCUGUUUCUAAAGGUUUGAAUCUGGAGAAGCUCAGAGCUGGUGAAAUAAUCUGCUACUGGAAAAUAUUUUUUAAAUGUUUGAGGAAAGGCAACUCUGUCUGGAGUUUUGCUGCAUCACUGAAUGUGAUCAAAAAUACACUUAGAGAGUAAAAACUAGAAAUGAAGAGAUUAUAGGAGUGGAUCAGUUCAUACUAACAGAACAGUUCAAUCGAUAGAUGGUCAGGAAAUAUUUAUUUACUUCCAGUUCCUGCCCUUUGACCUCUGGCUCAGGUUUCUCUGUAUGAAACUAACGAGACUUCAUCUCCACAGAGAUUUCUGUUUUUAUGAUUAUUGGCUGAUUUCAGUUUUUCUGUUUAUUCCACGUGUUGCUGAAGUCAGUAACUGUUGGUUGGUUGUGAAUGUGAUUCAUUUCAAUAAAUGUAUUUUCAGUUUUUUUCUCUCUUGCA